AUGACUACAGCCGAGGCUUGUAACCUUGAGAGAAUGCAACUUAUAUUCAACGAGAUCCAGCAGUGCGAUACAAAGAGAUAUUCGGAAACAUUGAAGGAGAUGGUGGAGAUGUUAACUACACAGGAGCUUUUUGAGGAAUUCUGCAAGGUCAUAAACAUUAUCCUUGUAUGCAAAAGGACGAGCAUCCCGUCUAGAAUAUCCAAUUUCCUCCGAAGAACAUUUGAAGAUGUAUCGGAUGUUCCAAAGGGUGCCGAGUUUGUUCUCCAGGUGUUCUGCUACCUUUCCAAGCUUGCAGAGUCGAAGAUCGCAAAGGUGAGAAAAAACUCCCUCUCUCUUCUCAGAUUGUUAACAGAGACAGUGGGACCAGAGGCUAUUGGAAAUGGGUUUCUGGAAAGGAUUUCAGAGAGGUUGUUUGAUAAAGAAAAAGGAGUAAGGAAAGAAGCACUAAAAGUUCUUUCCAGUUACCAGGGAAUGGAAUUGAAUCCAAAGGUGAGGAUUGUAAACUUGUUCAAGGACAUAGUCAGGCACGAUCCAAGCGACGAAGUAAGAGCUCUUGCUUUGAGCCUGAUCUCUAUAGAUCAAUCGACCUAUGGAUGCAUAACCGAAAGAUGUAUGGAUGCAAAUGAGUCAAUAAGAAAGAUGUUCUACGAGAAUUGCCUUCUAGAAAUUGAUCUGAAGGGUCUUUCUCAGGAUCGAAGGAUCCUUUUGAUGGAAAAGGCUAUACUCGAAAGGGAGUUUGAUGCAAAGGGACUGCUGAUUGAUGCCAUACUUGCAGCAUACAAGCUCCCUUCUGAACUCAAGGCUAUGAAUGAAUCCUUCUAUAGCAGAUCUUCUCAGAGGUAUCUGGAGACUUUGCUUAGGGGGAUUUUUGAAAGAGUCGGGUGUGAGAAAGAGUUUGGAUAUCUCCUUUCGGAGCCUUCGGAAGAAAAUACCUUUCUGUCAAGGGUUGAGCUCCUAUACAUAGAAGAAUUCUUUGGAAGAGAUGACCUGCAGCUCCCAGACCUCGAGAGUUUUGUUACUGUGAUGUAUCAGUCGUGCCUUUCGGUUGUUGAGUCUCGAGACGCCCUGGAAAGAGAAGUAAGGGUUGAAGCAAUGAAGAAUCUGUUCAAGAUUGCCCGAUUCUACGAUUUCUUUAAUGAGACAUCCAGAAAGUACAUUCUUAGCGCUGUUUAUAAGCUCCUUGGGAAGAAUUCCGUAGAAGAAGUUGUGGAGGAGGCAAUGCAGAUAGCAAGUCUUGUCUGUGACGACGAUCUGAAUAGUUUCAUAGGAAGUAUCAUAAAGAAAAAUGCAAAGGCUUCUCCAAGGGUAUGUCUGAUGGUAUGCAAGCAGGUCAUGAAACACAUUCAUCCCUUUGGACAACUUCACGAAGCAAUAAUAGAAGAGAUUGUCUUGCCUAACUUAGGCUUGCAAGAAACAGUCGCAGAGAUACUGGAGGUGGGGUUUUAUUAUGUCUUAAACAAGACUCACCAUGCAAUCACUCAGAGUCUUAUUCACAACAUAGAAGCAGAUAACAAGGUGCUUAAGAUGUGUGUGGAUCUUGCACUCUCUCCCAAUGGUGAAGAACUGCUAAGCCAUGUCUUAAGAUACAUAGAGAAGAAGUUGGAGGAUGGGGAAAGUGAGGACAUCAUAAUUCCAGGCUCUAAGAUAGUAUUAUCCAAAACCAAAGCUCCAAAAGAGCUCCGAGAAAAGUUCAUUGCGUUUGCACUUGAGAGAUAUUACCAUACACAGGAUGACCAUCUCAAGCAGUAUUGCAGCAUACUGUUUUUCGAACUGUUUUCGGAAGACAGUUCCCUUCUUACUUCCGUGUUCUGUGGUCUCCUCGAGGCCCUGGGAUCCUCGUGCAAGGUAUUUAUCGACCAAUCUCUCUAUUGGAUAGGAAACAGUAGGUAUCCUAACGGAUCACAGCUCCUCUUCUACAAUAUCUGUGUUUAUCUUGCAGGUGGAUAUGGAAAGGAUCAAACCAAAAAGACCCUUCUCAAGGUUCUGGAGAGAAUAGAGGUCUUAAGAUGCUGGGACCCAAGAAUUACCAAGAAGAUCCUGUUCUGCUGUCCUCUAAUGGCAAAAAAGCUGGGAGGCAGGUUCAAUGUAAGCGAAGUAACAGGAAGGCUGAGAGAAAUAGACGAUGGUGUGCCUAUUUCCCCAGAGGACUUGUGCGACGUAAGGAAGGAUCUGGAGAAUUGA
Messenger RNA from Encephalitozoon intestinalis ATCC 50506, 2181 nucleotides. Its product is annotated as chromosome condensation condensin complex subunit G. Gene Ontology annotation, biological process: mitotic chromosome condensation. The record is from RefSeq and is a predicted model, not a curated record. Gene Ontology annotation, cellular component: condensin complex; condensed chromosome. NCBI's taxonomy places the organism in Eukaryota, Fungi, Microsporidia, Unikaryonidae. Bases 1 to 2181 code for a protein of 726 amino acids. The transcript has a single exon.